AUGGAGGAAUCGGCAUCCCUAGAUAUGGAGAGUUAUUUUUCUCAAUGUGAACGAGAACGAGAUGAAGCAGCAAACAAAGCAAGAAAAAACAUUAUAUUUAAUAUGCUUGCGGCAGUCAUGGCGAUGAUGGUUAUUCUAUGCCUUACUAAAGAGGUAUGCAACUUAAUCAAGUUGUUUGAUCAAUAUUGGAUUCAUUUUAUUUAUGGAAUCGAGGGUUUUCUGUGCGCAGCCGUAAUCAUCCAUUUAUUUUGUGAACGCCAUCGAAUCAAAACUGAACCCCUUGUGAAAACCCAAGAUACGGAAAAUGCUCAUCAUGAUUCUGAAGAAAUUAAGUCGAUAAUUAAACAAACUCAUGCAUUAAAAAAUCAUCACACCUUCUGGUUCGCGUUCUUACUUUCCAUUAUUAUAUCAUGUUUAUGGAUUGAAACAGCUAUAUUGUUCUAUAAAGCUGACAGCAAAAAGGAAAUUAGAUAUGCAUGGGCGUUACUCUUCUCACUUUUGCUUCCAACCAAUGUGUAUUUCAAGGACAUUUUUAUCCCAAUGAUCAUCUGCCCGUUCAUUGAGUUCAUGGAUCCCUCUCUUACCUCCGAUUCGAAAUAG
Molecule: messenger RNA, 600 nt
Organism: Caenorhabditis remanei
Lineage: Eukaryota; Metazoa; Nematoda; Chromadorea; Rhabditida; Rhabditidae
Exons: 4
Coding region: 1-600 (199 amino acids)
Source: RefSeq, a predicted model, not a curated record